Molecule: messenger RNA, 4124 nt
Organism: Alligator mississippiensis (American alligator)
Lineage: Eukaryota; Metazoa; Chordata; Crocodylia; Alligatoridae
Gene: MAP7D2
Product: MAP7 domain containing 2
Exons: 19
Coding region: 138-2489 (783 amino acids)
Biological process (GO): microtubule cytoskeleton organization
Cellular component (GO): microtubule cytoskeleton
Source: RefSeq, a predicted model, not a curated record
CCCGCUGCCUCUCCCUCCCCGCGCAGCGCGGCGCAGAGCAGCGCAGCCAGCCGCCCCCGGCUCCCCGCGGCGCAGCGUCAGGUGCAGGGCAGUGCGCCUGUGCGGCGGCGGCGGAGCGGAGUCAGCACCGCGGAAGAAUGGCGGAGCCGGGAGCCGCGCGCCCCUGCCCCCCGCAGCCCCGGGCGCCAGGUUUGGAAGAGAGGCCCUGUGGACAUAGAUCAGACCCAUCUGGCCUUCUACUUUUGCGCACUGUACCCACAAACAGCAGAAACAAGUUUGUGGAUGGAUUUCUAAAAACGGAUGAAAGACAAAGAUUAGCAAAGGAAAGAAGGGAAGAAAGAGAAAAAUACCUUGCUGCCAGGGAGCAGCAGAUCCUGGAGAAGGAGAGAAGAGCAAAACUGCAGUAUGAAAAGCAAAUAGAAGAAAGAUGGAGAAAACUUGAAGAACAAAGGCAAAGAGAAGAGCAGAAAAGGGCAGCGGUUGAAGAAAAACGGAGACAGAAGCUUAAAGAGGAAGAGGAACGUUUAGAAGCUAUGAUGCGCCGUUCCCUUGAACGCAGUCAGCAGCUGGAACAGAAACAGAAGCGAUGGUCGUGGGGAGGAGCACUGGCUGCAGGCUCAGGGAGAGAUGGUGAAUCAGAAAAUACCCCACCCCCUCUAGGUUUAGUUGCCAACACCCUUCCUCCAGACCCUGUGACCUCUACUGCUGCUGCUGAUUCCUACAAUGCAUGUGACAAACUUUCAGCUUCUACAAUGAAUCUGCCAAAGCAAAUGGAGUCACCAAUCAGUAAGCGACUCUCCUCCUCCACAGCGGCAAUAACACAUUCCCCUGACAGAGCUCACCGCAUGCACCUUAGUCCAAUGGAAAAUUUUAUUGUUUCUCGACUCUUGACUCCUACACACUCUUCUUUAGCCAGAAGCAGAAGCACACUAGUGCUGUCUGAGCAGUACAGUGACUCAGUAUUCCAUAUCUGUCCUCGUGUAGCACCAGCUAGUCCUAUAAAAUCUCCCUACAAGCCUUCCCCCACCCGAAGCACAGAAAAAAAGAAGGCAACAUCAGCUUCUGCUUCUGAUGCCUCAAGAGGGGCAGCGGCAGCUGAAGUUACGCAGGCUGAAAAGAUAAAGAAAGAGAAGCGACCCACAACGCCUGUUUCAUCAUCUGGCUUGGGUUCCCCUCUGAGAAGAUCAGAUUCUCCUGCAGGCAUGUCCAAAAGAUCUGCAUCACCUGCAACACCCAAGACAGUUGCAAAAAAUUAUCCACAAUCUCCUAAAACUGCUAAACAAUAUCCAGCUUCUCCUGUGAAGCACCGUGCCACCUCUAAUCUUAGCCAGGAGACUCCUAAAAAGAAAGCAGAAAAGGAGAAAGAGAACACUGCUUACCACAAAGCCCAGGGAUCGCGUGCUGAAGAAGUGGGCCACACAACUGCUGAGAAACAUGUGCCUUCUACAGGAAAGACUGAAAGCAGUGAAGGAAAGCUCAUGGCAGGGACUACAGAUGCAGAAGAAGCUUCAAAAAUUUUGGCUGAGAAAAGGCGUCAGGCUCGCCUGCAGAAAGAACAAGAAGAAAAAGAGAAACAAGAAAGAGAAGAGCGUGAAAGGCUCGAGAGAGAGGAGCAGCAAAGAAAGGCAGAAGAGGAAAGAAUUCGUCUAGAGGAAGAAGCUCGUAAGAAGGAGGAGGAAAGAAAACGUGAAGAGGAAGAGACCAGGAGAAAGGCAGAAGAGGAAGCUAGGAAGAAAGCUGAGGAGGAAUCCAUGCUGAAGGAAAAGCAGGAAAAAGAGAUGCAAGCCAAGCUUGAGAAACAGAGAGAAGAAGCUGAAGCCAAAGCUCGAGAGGCAGCUGAACACCUACGUCUAGAAAGGGAACAAAUCAUGCAGCAGAUUGAGCAAGAAAGACUGGAGAGAAAGAAGAGAAUUGAUGAAAUAAUGAAAAGAACAAGAAAGAGUGACACACCAGAAGCAAAGAAAGAAGAGCCAAAACUGGAGACACCAUCAAUGCUGAAUGUGGAAAAACAACUGAAAACCCUUGUUCUCAGUCAACCAGAUUCUUUUGUAGAGAUCAAUGGACUGAAAACCUGCCAGGAAAGUAAAAGCUUAGAAGGUGCUGCUACUGAAACACUUCCUCAAGAUGUAUUUGCUAAUGGACUUAAGUCAGUCCCAGGGCUUAUUCACCUGGAUGCCAUUGAUGGGAAAUCUAACAGCAUGGAUGAUUCAACAGAUGAGGUUCAGUCUAUGGAUGUGAGUCCAGUUUCAAAAGAAGAACUUAUAUCUAUCCCAGAAUAUUCCCCCAUGAAUGAACUGAUGCCCGGUGUUUCUAUGGACCAGAAUGGAACAAGUAAUGCCAAGGCUCUUGAAGAUCUCUUGGAUUUCACUGGCCAGGCCACUUACUCCAAGAUGUCCAGUGAAACUAUUAGCAUAGAUGAUUGUAACAAGAACUUGAUUGAUGGAUUUAACAGUCCAGGACAGGAAAGCACCCUUAACUCCAUCUGUUGACAGCCUUGCUACCCUGUGGAACAGAUAAAGACAGAGGUAGUAAUUUGUGGAGAACAUACAUCCCUGUGAUGCUGCUGGCAGUUAAAUAUGAGCUUGUCAUAUGAAAAAGCUUCUGCAGUCCUUGAACACUGGAUUCCAAAUAAUCAGAGCUGAAUAUAACUGUCUUCCCAUGUGGUAUGUUGGAUAACUGGCCACUCUUGGUAGAAACCAGGAAUCCAUAGAAUGGUUUCAAGGAAGAUUCAUUGUGCUUUAGAAUUUGAGCUUUAGCUGCUAAUAAAGCACUUUUUUUUAAGUUAAAAUUCAUCUGAAUACUUAACUGUGAUUUUUACCCUGUCCAUUUUAUUUGAAAAUCAUUCUUCUUUUAAGUUUUAUCUAUCAUAGAAUUACUUGGAUAUCUUUUUCUUGUAAAUAUAUUUGAGGUUUACCCAGUGUGUUAAUAUUCAAUAAUGUAUUGGACUUUAGCUCCAUGCCUAUCUUCUUUUUUUCUUUUAUUAUUAACAAAAAGAUAAAAACUUGAAGAAUUAAUGGCAACUUUUUUGCAGGUGUAUAAUUACCAAACUAUAACUGACAAGGCAUGAAAAAAUAUGCAACUGCUGGAAUCAAAGGCGCCUUCUUACUGACUGUGGAGUAUUAGAAUUAUUCCAUGCUAAUAUGCAUUAUACGUGACUAUUUUGUCUAUUUGGGUUCUUUUAGCCACUUGUAAAUCAUUGGUUGGUUAAAGACUUAAAGUCUUUAAGUGACUGUAUCACUUAGGUGUCAGAUAACCCUGGUAAUAACAUAGGCUUGAUGCGUGUUUCAGUCUGCUUAAUAUGCAUUACAGAGCAGUAGUUCCAAGCAAGAACAUUGUGGGGAUCAGACAAAAUUAUUUUGUUUUCCUAUAGACUCAACAAAAAAUAUAAUAUCAGUAAAACAAUAUACAGACAUAACUACAAAAAUUGCAAGGCUGUGGGGCACUGGCACAAUUUUCUCACCUGUUUAACACUAUUAGCAUUCUUAAUAUUCAGCAAACAUCAAUAUGGGGAAAUUCAUCUUGAGAACAUAAGAUAUAUAGAUAUUACGUGCCAUACAAUGUAUUUUGGUUAGGGUUUUUUUUUAGUGAACUAUGGUAACUUUUAUGCUAGAUUCUGUGCUGCUUGGAAGGACUUUUCUGUCCAAUUCCUUAAAAAAAAUCACUUUUUGGAAACUACAAAAAAGUGGAAACUUUUUUUGAUAUAUAUAUAGGGAAGUUUACUGUGUAGCUUGGUCUCAAUUGUAGCCCUGUUUUGUGCUUUUUAAAGCCAGCAACUGUUUAAAAAAAUUAAAGUAGCCAAUGAAAUUGUGUGCAAGUAUAUAAAGAAAACAUGCCUACAACAGUACAGUUCUAUUUAUGUUGAUGUAUUUCAGCAAAAUAUCUUUCUGUUGACUGUGCAGUAAGCUGUAGCAUGGUACUGUGUCUUCCAAACUAGUCCUACAUAUGUUUCCUAAAGAAUAAAGAAAAAAAAGACAAACUAAUCAUGUUUGUUUUACUGUGAUAUAUUGUGUUUGACAGAUGUCACCUGAGAUUUAUAUGGUGUCAUUGUAUAACUGGUAGAAUUCUUCACUUGCAUGACAUGUAUAGCAUGUAUAAAAGUGAAAUACAUUUUCAUUCGAGUCUGA